Molecule: messenger RNA, 1567 nt
Organism: Schistocerca piceifrons (Central American locust)
Lineage: Eukaryota; Metazoa; Arthropoda; Insecta; Orthoptera; Acrididae
Exons: 2
Coding region: 1-360 (119 amino acids)
Source: RefSeq, a predicted model, not a curated record
AUGCAACUUUAUUCAUCAGCAGGAGGAGAGCCAGAAGCUGCUACUGAACACCUUCCAGCCACUACUUCAAAGGUUACUGCAGACAUGUGCAACACAGCAAGUGCAGGCUUUUCCUUCCUUAGAUGUGGCUUUAGAGCAUUGGGAAGCCUGCAGAUCAAGGUUACCGGAGCAUUUCCAUGCAUUCAAGACAGCAGCCACGGGCCCCCUCUUGAGCCUGUUCAUGCUGGCGCAAUGACCAGCACCACAAUUGCCUGCUUCCUAGUUCCAUGCUGGGACCUUGGUGUAGGCGAAAGGAUUUGGGCAGCAACCUGCCUGGAUUCUGGCAACAAUCAUCCAACACCAGAGCCAGAAGGUCUUUAGAGUGCAGCUCCUGGACUGUGAGCUUCUGUAACAUGCCAAUCAACUUUGUCCCUGACUAGUUUCCCAACAGUUUUUUCCAUCUCCCUCUCCAUACCACCAUUACCAGUCACCUAGUUCCCAACCUAUCCAGAGCCAUCCAGGCAUCGUAACACCAGACUUAUUCAUGCCUUUUGCCCACAGCCAGCUGAUCAACACUGCACCCCAACAAGAGCAACUUAUUCCAGACAUCAUCCAGCCCCGCAGCCUGCCAUUCUUGGACAACAAGAUGUCAUCCGCUCACCAACCACAAGUAAUUCAAGAUGAAGAUGAAGACAGGCCACUGUCUCCUCCUGCUUCGCCUGCUCUGCUGCCAAGGUCCACAUCAUACAACCUUCACCUCCGGCUGGGGUGUUAUUGUAUGUAUACACCUGUGCCCGAGUCACCAAUGACACACCCAUGGAUGUGGCGUUCAUUUGCAGCAGAUGUUUCCCCUCUUCCCCAAGGGGGAAGGGAUGUGGUAUCCACCACUAUUAAAUCUCUGCACCAAGCAGCGGCAUCCUCCAUAAUAUACAGCUGAGAAAUGCAUCAUUGGCCACACUUCUCCAUGUGUGGUCCAUUACUAAUUUUGCAAAUGUGUGCUUCAAACCACUGUGAUUGGUCAUCCAUAACACUCAGCAACUGGCCACCCAGAAUAUACAGCAACUCCAGUUGUUGGCUCCAUUAACCAUGGGGCCUUAUUUAACGCUGCUACCGAUGUCUACAAGCCAGUUCUCAUUGCGCUAUGUUCUGCUCCACAACUCGGAAGUGCUACACUGUGGUGGACUUGCUGUUCAAUGUUGUUUUGGCUGUUCUCUGGACUUAGAAUCUGAAUGCUGUACUGGAACUUGAACUCCAACGUUCACUAGGCUAAGUAUGCCAAUGGACUUGUGGUUUCUUCCAGAAUUCUGCAUUUCACUGUCACUUCAUGGACAUUGGUAUAAUUUUCCAUAAAGUGUUCCUCUACAACUUAGCACUUGGUAACAGACUUAUUUGUAUCAGUGUUGUGUCAAUAAACCACACAACAGUGAUAUAUUUAUUGUAUUAUUCCUGGUUAUAUCACUUUCGUGACAGGUGAACCUUGCAAUAUUGUUUUAUUUGCAACUGUAUCCUCCAAUUGAAACUAUAUUUCACUGAGCUCAACUGUGUGUUGCUAUGUAUCAAUCCCUGCAUCAUGUUUGUUGAUAAAAUC